AGUACGUUUUUAGCUUUGGAGUGAUCCGGACGAUACACACUCUGUGCUGUUGUCCCGUGAGGAUCAAUUUCACAUAUUUUUAUUUGCACUAUUUUUAUGUGUUUCGUACAUAUCUGUGUUCUCUGUACUGCUUUGUAGUGAACUACCGUGUUGAACGUUAGAAAUUUGGCGGUAUUUAUUUUAAAAGAGUUUUCUUUUUGUAAAGUGAAGUGAGAUAUAAAGCCAUGAAUUGGUGAUUUAGUGCAAAAAUUUCAAAAAUCAUUAAGCACAGGAACUGUGAUUGUGUAGGGGAGUAAAAUCUCGUUCAUUGAGUAAAAUUUGGUAUUGGCGGCCGUGUAGUGGUGCGAUGUUGUCCGUCCGUUCAUCCCUCUCAUAAGAAAGUGGCAGAGCGUGAAUCGUCGGUGUUGCACUUUGCUGGUUGAACAGAAGAAAGGAGCGAGUUGGGAGAGAAGCAUCAUUGAGAGUAUCAGACCGCCGCAGCUUGUUUGUGUGAGUGCUGGUGUGCGGUUUUUGCUUCGGUGGCGCGCGAGUGUGUGUAGUGUGUAAUUAGUUUUCUUUGCGAAUUCCGGAAAAAAGUUUAUUCGCCGAGGGGCAAUAUUGCGGAUUGCGCUCGGGAUUAGGUGAUAAAUUUGUACAAAAGAAGAAAAACUUAUGCCGAAGUUUGGGUGUGUGCACCGGUGAAAUACCACCUCCCAGGUGAGCUCGGGGCUGUGUGCGUGCGUGGUUCAGAACUAACACUCGGCCAGCAGGAAAGGUGAGCGGUAUACUAAAGUUUGCAGACUUAAUUAGAGGAAGCCGGUUCUGGUAGGAAGUCAUUCACAGAUUUGAGCAGUGUGCUCUCGAAUUGGCCACAGUCUGUAAUUAACAAGUACUUCGCGAGUGUGUUGUUUGUGCGCGCAAAAACUAUGUCCGUUAUUGUGUAACUUUCCAAGUCCCAGUACAUCUCGGCAAGAACGGAACGCUUACUGGACUUCCGUAAUAACCACUUGAGCCGUACACACAAAUCAUAAGAAAUAUGGCAGUCUUGAAACGGCCAACAUUGCUAAUCAGCUAUGCUGGCUGGUUGCACUUGUUGAUUCUGUGCGGCUGUUAUUGGCACGCAUCGAACGCCAACACGGUUCCUUUGGCUGGACCAAUCGGCGGAAAUAGCAGCGAAAACCAGCUGCAGUUGCACAACGAGAGCACUCCCUCCAGCUCGAAUGGCGGCAAACGAACCUGCUCCACUGUGCAUCCCAUCUUCGAGCAGCGAGGCUUCAAUGUGGCAAACUGGCCAGUCGACCCAGUUACAGAUAAACCACUGCGAUACUGUGAAGUGCCACCCGGAGGCACCUGCUGUACGCAUACCGUCGAGAACAAGCUGGCGGUCCAUGCGAAAACUCUGCUGGAGCGGAACACCAAAGACUCAAUCACGAAGCUGUCCGCGGUUCUGGGCAGCCGGGCGCAGAAGUUCAAUGAUUUUUUCAAACAGCUGCUCACAGAAUCGAAGGCUGAAUUUCACGCCAUGUUCAAGCGGACGUACGGCACAAUCUACGAACAGAACGCGUACGUGUUUUCCGAUCUUUUCACCGAACUGGAGCGAUACUACGCCAACGGCAAGGUGGAUCUCGGUGAAGCAAUGGAUUCGUUCUUCAACGUGCUCUACCAAAAGAUGUUCACCGUACUAAACUCGCAGUACACGUUCAACACUAAGUACCUCGGUUGCGUUAGUGAGCACAUGAAGGAGUUGAAACCAUUCGGAGAUGUUCCCGACAAGCUGUCGGUGCAGAUCAAGCGAUCGUUUGUCGCGACACGCACAUUUGCCCAGGCGCUCAACUCGGCUGCUGAUGUCGCCAAGAACAUGGUUAACGUACGGCUAACAGCUGAAUGCACAGCAGCAUUGACAAAAAUGAGCACAUGCAACACUUGUGCAGGCUUCCUGGAGAAACCAUGCUCGGCGUACUGUGUAAACGUGAUGAAGGGUUGUCUGCAGAAUUACCUGGAGCUAGAUGCCGAAUGGGACUCGUUUGUGGCGACGAUGGAACGCGUGUCCGAUCGAUUGCUGGGUCCGUUCAACAUCGUGAUGGUGGUCGAGCCAAUCAACAUCAAGAUCUCCGAAGCCAUCAUGAACUUUCAGGAAACUGGCCAGGACAUUUCCAACCGCGUGUUUCAAGGUUGCGGCAAGCCAGCGCUAGGUCGCCGACGGAGGGCAACCAAUUUGGUCCCCCUCAUCGAACCGGAACUGUUGCGAAACCGACGCAACGUAGACAAUGCGGCGCAGCGCUCCUCGCAGGAUGACAGUGAUAUUUUCAUCCUCGACGACGAACACGUCCAGAACGAAAAGCAACAGAUAACGAAGCGAUCAGCACAGGAUUCGUCUAGUCGCGAACUAAAGUACGAACCGGUCCAAUUCUCCAACGGAGAAAUCCAGUUCACCAACAACAACAGCCCGCCAAACCAGGCCCAAACCGGCGGCAACGCCAACACCAAUCGAAGCAAUAGACGCAAGAACAACCGAAAGCAAACGGACGACGAGGAUGGCAAUCGUGAGCCAAUCGAUAAGCUAGUGAAAGACAUUCGCCAGCGAGUCAAAGACUCGAAACGAUUCUGGUCCAACCUGCCGUACAUGUUGUGUAACAACGAAGAAGUGGCAGCACCUCCCGCCAGCGAUGGCAACUGCUGGAAUGGAAACACCGUCGAUAGAUAUCUGCACGUGAUCGCAUCGGAAACGGAAAAGAACCCAGAGUUCCCAAACCGGGCAGCCAACACCCGACAAAGCGCCAUCGUGCAACAGCAGCUUUACACGUUGCGUACAGCGAUAAGCCAGCUGAGAAAUGCCUACAAUGGCCACGAUGUCGAAUGGUCCGAUCAAGAGGACAGUUACGACGGCAGUGGUUCCGGAGGCGGAAGCGGUUUCGACGAAGAUGACGACACCGGCUCCGGGUUGGGUCCGUGGGUGGACGAACCAACUGUUCCCGACUCGCCGACUGGCUCGGGAGCGGAGGGCAAGAGUGGCGGCAGCAGUAGUAGCGGCGGAAGUGUUGAAUUUGACUCCACCAGUCACAAAACGGUCACCGUGGUGGUGAGCGGUGCCGGCGGCAGCAGUAGUGGAACCUCGAGCACCACGGGAAGCGGUAGCUCACGAGUGCCCCCAAUGUCGAUAACAAGAGCGUUGCUUCAGUUCUUCUUGCCGCUGGUGAUGGCGUGGUUCGGCGGACUGUUUGCUGAUUUGCUGUGAUUUGAUCAAACCCUAGCUGUGUAUUGUGUAUAUUUUUAUCUGUAUUAGUAUCUAGUUUAUACCGACCCUUUUAAAAAUGUAUGAUAGCCAGAAUGUGAGAUUAGAUCCUGCAGAAUGUGACGCGUAUGGAAAACGCACUUGAAGAAAACCGAAAGAUGUGCAUAUAUUUAUAGGUAGCGUUUUUUUUUAAAUUCCCAAAACAUGUGCUGUACGCGUUGAUAUGUGAUGAAGAUUACGUUGGACAGCUAGAAAAUUUAUGCAGUCAACCUUGGAUACGUAACCGACCUCUGAUAGCUUCUUAGAUUUCAAAAUAAUCUUGCAAUGAGAUUGAAACUAGAUAGAAACACACGACUGCUUAUCUGCGUCUAUUUUAUUUUAAUCUCAUUGUAUGGAUUCCACUAACAAACCACUCUAACUGUAUGUAGGCGUCCCGAUAAUUAAAACAAAUAACUCAAUCAUAUUUUUUCAUUAGAGUACAGAUACUUUGUGCCAGGGUAACUUACCUCCAUCCACUAACAAAAGUUUACGUUACAUGGCAAGCAUUUUCUAGCAUUUACAAAAAUCGCCAUUCCUACUUAAAAUUCAUUGUAUUAACAGUUAUCAUCUACUUAAAUGCGAAGGAAGUUUGGGAGAAAUGCGAUUUCAUAAUAUUAUAUAUUUAGGCCUUAUCACAACUCUAGUCAAAUUACAAAUAGAUAGUACCAUCUUCCUUCGUGUAUAUUGCAGAAACUGUUUCCCAACUUAUCUUAUGUAAUUUUAUUUCAGUUUCAAUAGUGAACAAUUUUAAACUCAUAAUCUAUACGUUAUUUUUUUAAGUCUAACCUGACUGCCCUGGAAACUCAUGAUUUGCCAACAGCCACAAAUAACGCUUUACGUACAGUUAACGAUCCUGUAUAUAUUUGGUUUUAAGAAAUUAGAUAGUACUUAUAUGGAGAAACGGUGAUGUAACAAAAGUAAGAGAACAAAAAAAAGCGAAGAAAACUAGUAUUAUUUAUUAACCCUCUCAGCAAUGGCAAUAUAUUUUAAUUUAUGUAGACGAAAUUUAUGUAUAACUAGCGCUAGAUAUAUCACCGAAGCGAAAAUUUAUUUCGAAAACCGCAAAACUAAUCUACUGCCGCGCUCCUUCUAUAAAAGUCUACUCAAAUCUCAUACACGUUGCUGCAUUUACGUUGAGAGAGGGAUAGUAAAUCGUUGAUCAGUUUGACAAGAUGCGGAGGGAAGGCGAAGGUGUAUUAAAUACAGGGGUUUUAGUAACGUAAGAAACAUGCGAUGAUGUGGAAAUGCGCACAACACAACCAGUAUCCCAGUAUAAGCGAGCGUAUCCUGUGCAUUUAGGGCAAUAUUUGUUGAGGUAGUCGAAACAAAUGGCAGCAGAGAACGGCUAGUACGCAUCAUCGGAUAACAUGUUCGAUGAUAAAAUUAAAUAGCGCUUCCUACCACAGUAAUCCCGAAUUGUAGCAGAAUGUAUUAAAUGUACCUUCCCAAGAAUAAAAGCAUACAAAAAGGGGUAAAGCCUCUUAGGUCCAGCGAUUUAAAGCUAUACGAAAAUGUCCAACAGUGAGAUAGAAUGAACCUUUGUAAAUCUGUAACUUAUCGCUGAGAUGGUUCCAGUAUAUGAAUAUUGUAUAUGCGAUUAGGUAUGUAAAAUAUAAUCCAAUUUAUAAUAAA
Molecule: messenger RNA, 4882 nt
Organism: Culex pipiens pallens (northern house mosquito)
Lineage: Eukaryota; Metazoa; Arthropoda; Insecta; Diptera; Culicidae
Gene: dlp
Product: glypican-6
Exons: 8
Coding region: 1016-3214 (732 amino acids)
Biological process (GO): regulation of protein localization to membrane; regulation of signal transduction; cell migration
Cellular component (GO): synapse; extracellular region; plasma membrane
Source: RefSeq, a predicted model, not a curated record